AUGGUAAAACACAAAGUGGUGUCUCGCCUCGGUCUGAGCUGCAUCGUCCUUCAUCUCCUGUCUGCAGCUGCACUUCCUUUUACCAGGAGGCUCUUUGGCUACAGGUUUGUUCUGCACAACCUCUACUACUGUAAGUUCCCAGAGUACAACUCUUCCAGCUUGUCAAGUAUUUUCUCAUGCGUGGAAAGGAACAACAAAGGUUUGACCAACAUCACUUUGUCACAACAAAGUAUAAAUGGAGGUAUUUCUCACUGCAACACACAUUAGAUGAGGAGGGCUGCCAGAAUGCAAUACCUUCAUUUUGCUUUGGUGUUUCUGUUUGAAAAUGGCCUGCAUGUUUCAUCUCAAUGCACGGCUCAAGUCUCAGAUUUUUACAUGCCUGGGGAUUUCUUGAUAGGUGGACUUUUUGAUAUUCAUUAUGCCCAGGCAGACAAUCACCAUGUCCGACCCGAAGCACUUGAUUGCUCAAGCCAACGUUUUAGUAUCUCAAACUAUCGGAGGUUUCAGCUGAUGAGAUUUGCUGUAGAGGAAAUCAACAACUCAACGAGCCUGCUUCCAAAUGUAACUCUGGGUUACGAGAUGUUUGAUCACUGCUCAGAUACGCGUAGUUUCCCAGGGAUUUUAAAACUCCUCUCAGUCAAUGGUCAGAUCCAGCCUUGGGCUGAACCAUACAGAACACUCUCAAAAGUCAUAGCCGUGGUCGGACCUUUCACAAGCACUCAGGCCUUGACUGUAGCUCCAUUUUUCAUGGUGGAUCUCAUUCCUAUGGUUAAUUAUGGAUCCUCAUCCUCUGUUUUUUCAAAAAAAGCUAAAUUCCCAUCAUUCCUACGAACAGUCCAUCCCAACAGUGAUGUUAUUGAGGUGAUUGUUACCAUUUUGAAGCACUUCAAAUGGCACUGGGUUGCUUUCCUUUACAAUGCUGAUGAUUUUGGUUAUGAUGGCCUAAACAUAUUUAGAAAUCAGAUUACGGACACAGACAUCUGCAUUGCAUACACAAGAGCGCUCAUGACUGGCGAGAAUUUUUCUAGAGUUUUUCAACAAAUUGAAAUGCAGCGCAUUCAUGUUAUCAUUGUUUUUACUGCGGAAAUGGCUGCUGAAGCUCUGAUUAAAUCAGCUAUAAAAUCCAACAUCACAAACAAGGUUUGGAUUGCAAAUGAUGCAUGGUCUUUGAACAAACGGCUGCUUAAAAUGAAAGACAUCAGAAAUAUUGGAACCAUACUUGGUGUGGCUCAGCCGCUAUUAACUAUUCCUGGUUUUGUUGAUUUCAUCCAUUCUAUUGAGAGACAAAGUGAGUGUGGCCACAAUGGACAGCAGAUGCUUUGUAAUCAGGUUUGCAACUGUACUGACUGGAGGGCAAAGGAUGUUCUCGAGGCCGACCCGUCCUUCUCCUUCCCUGUUUAUUCAGCUGUAUAUGCAAUCGCUCAUGCUUUGCACCACAGCUUACAGUGUGGAGAAAGUGGAUGCAAUAACAUUACAGUAUAUCCAAAUAUGGUUCUAGCAGAGCUACAGAAGUCCAAUUUUACACUGCUAAACCGGACUAUUCAGUUUGAUAAAAAUGGCGAUCUCAAGUUCGGACUUUACUUUGUCGUGUUCUGGAACCAUGUUGGUGAUGCACAACAGAUUGGAUUUUAUAAAUUUUACCCAAAAGUCCACUACUACAUCGACAGUGAGGAAAUCAUCUGGUACACAAAUGGAGAAAGCUGUAAGGAGACGGAGUGGUCUAAAGAAGGAAGUACAUCAUGCAACCCACGGCUGGUGGAGUAUGUGUCAUACACAGAGAUGUCGGCUUUGUUGAUCAUGGCUGGAGCCGGCAUCUUAGUGGGCCUCACUGGAGCCAUUUCCGUUCUCUUUGCCUUAAACUAUAACACACCUGUUGUCAGAUCUGCUGGAGGACCAAUGUGCUUCCUGAUUUUAGGUUGCCUCAUUUUGUGUUCUGUUAGUGUGUUCUUUUACUUUGGCAAGCCCACAAAUAUUUCAUGCAUUCUCAGGUACUUUCCUUUUCUGUUGUUUUACACAGUCUGUCUUGCAUGUUUUGUUGUUCGCUCUUUUCAGAUUAUUUUCAUUUUCAAAAUAGCCACAAAGUUUCCCAAACUCCAAAUCUGGUGGAAAAAAUAUCACGGCCAGUGGUUAGUCAUUGCUGGAGCUUUUACAGUUCAGACCCUCCUACUUGCUAUUAGCUUUGCAUAUGAUCCACCCAUAUUGUACAAUGAAACAUCAUGGUACCAAGACCAAAUUGUGCUUUUCUGCACUUUGAAUCUUGAAGCAACCUCUGGCACUUUUGUUUUAGUUGUAGUUUUGAGCUGCCUUUGCUUUAUUUUCUCCUACAUGGGAAAAGACCUCCCCAAGAAUUACAAUGAAGCCAAAUCCAUAACCUUUUGCCUGCUACUGUUUACCGUCACCUGGAUCUUGUUUAUUACCAUCUACAUACUUUACCAUGGGAAGUUCAUCCAAACUUUCAAUGCCCUUGCAGUGCUCUGUAGUCUCUAUUUCUUUUUGCUGUGGUAUUUUCUACCAAAAUGUUACAUCAUAAUUUUUCAGUCUCACAAAAACACACAACAAUACUUCCAGGGUCAGAUUCAAAACUAUACUAAAACAAUAAGUCAGUAGGUUUUCCCAAAAAUAUUCUAGUACUGGUUAAAUAUUUGUAUAAUUUAGCCACCCUUUAUGUAUUUGUUUUAUUUAUUUGCUUAUUUUUCUGAUGGUGGUAUCCUAUUUCAUGAAUAUUGUUUGAAUGAAUUUAGCUGUGGUGCAAUUUUUGGAGACCCCUGUUUGUAAUACUUUGUACCUUCCCAUUUUUCCUGAUGUGACAGAAGCAGACAAAUUAUUUAUAUUUUAAAAAUCUCUUUAGAUCAUCCACAAUCUAGGUCUCUUGCUUAUGGUGCAUUCUCUUCUGAUUCUACCAAAACUUAUAGCUCCUGCGAC
Messenger RNA from Cyprinodon variegatus (sheepshead minnow), 2922 nucleotides. Its product is annotated as taste receptor type 1 member 1-like. Gene Ontology annotation, biological process: G protein-coupled receptor signaling pathway. Gene Ontology annotation, molecular function: G protein-coupled receptor activity. The record is from RefSeq and is a predicted model, not a curated record. The transcript has 7 exons. Lineage: Eukaryota; Metazoa; Chordata; Actinopteri; Cyprinodontiformes; Cyprinodontidae. Gene Ontology annotation, cellular component: membrane.